This is a messenger RNA of Dermacentor silvarum, 8174 nucleotides long. Its product is annotated as cyclic nucleotide-gated cation channel alpha-3. Gene Ontology annotation, molecular function: protein-containing complex binding; voltage-gated potassium channel activity; intracellularly cAMP-activated cation channel activity. NCBI's taxonomy places the organism in Eukaryota, Metazoa, Arthropoda, Arachnida, Ixodida, Ixodidae. Gene Ontology annotation, cellular component: plasma membrane; intracellular cyclic nucleotide activated cation channel complex. Gene Ontology annotation, biological process: monoatomic cation transmembrane transport; potassium ion transport. The record is from RefSeq and is a predicted model, not a curated record. Bases 814 to 3477 code for a protein of 887 amino acids. The transcript is spliced from 7 exons.
CUGGGCUGAACCCGCUCGCCGCGACCGAUUCUUCUUCUUCCCCCUCCCUCCCGCACAGGGUUCGAAACGAAGAAAGAAAGAGUGCAAGGUGUAGUGGUGCGUCGAGAUCCGUGAAAAAAAAAAAAAAAGUGCACGCGACACCGGCGCCGACCUUCGAAGUUGUUCACCGUCGCUCCUCCGGCGUCCGAGACCGUGGUGGGGAUGUUCCGUGAGUGAGAAUCUACCCGAUCGUGGAGGCGGCGGCGACGGGCGAUGUGAAAGGGGGGAGCUGACCGGAGGAAAGCGCAUGCGGCGGCGGGUGGGCCAGCGCCGAACACCUGUUGGUUUGAACACCGGCGCCGCGGACGUGGUGGAUCCUAUGCGAAGCCUCCUGCGCACGCCGACGACGACCGGCAGUCCGGGUUUGCCGCCGCGGAGUGUGUGACGCGACCGGUCGUCGACGUCGCGCCGUGAGGAAGACCGUGACGGGAUCCCAGCGCGGGCGCGUGGGCGCGCCGUGACCGCGACCUGGAGGUCCCCCCGUUGGCUUUGUCCCGCGGCGGCGAUGGUUGCGCGACUUGCCACCGGCUGCUCGAGGUGAAUGCGGCCCGGCGGCCCGGUGGUCGUCGCCCGUCGGCCCUCGCAUGAGUCGGCGCCGUCGCCCAUGCUCGGCGGCGAGGAAGAAGCGCAGGCGCGUCCGUGACGGCUGCGGGCCCCCGCCAGAGCAUCGCCGCGCGGGCGGGCCCUGAGGCGAGCAUGGGCCGCGCGCUGCUCUACCCGACCUAGAAGAGGCUCGGCAGCGGCGCGAGCAAGCUCGCCGCGGCGGCCGCAAGCAUGAAGAAGAUGGGGCUCCGCUCCGGCGGCGCGCGCUGCGUGGAGCCCGGAGGCCGGAUCGUCAAGUACACGCCUUGCUCGCGGCAGGACAUGCGCGUCAACGACGACCUGGACGAGAUCGCGGUCGUCAGCAACGCGGCGCCCGAGAACGUCAAGUACGGCGCCGGCGGCGGCGGUUCGCUCACGACCAACGGGCCCAGGGUGGUGCCAGGAAUCAUCACCUCCGCUGGCGGUGAGCGCCUCGAGCGCCGCUCGUCGCCCCUGUACACCGGUCGUUCCUCGGAGAACAUCAAGUCGGCCUCGUCACGACAGUCGCUGCUGGAGACCGUAGCGGGCAAGCUGCAGCACCGCGGAUCAGUGUCAGCCGCCGCCGCCGACGGUGUCCGGUCCCGCCCGAGCCUGGCCUUCAUCAACCGCGCGCACGUCAGCUCCGACCUGGAGAUACCGCGCAAGACGCGCGAGCUGCGCCGCCGGGAGAUCAAGCGCGAGUUCGAGAAGUGGGACGCGACGGGAGGAGGCGUCGGAGGCGGCGGCGGUGGCGGCGGCGGGGCGGGAGACCGCUCCCGCUGCAAGUGGACUUUCGUGUUCGACCCGUCGGGACGCCUCUGCUACUACUGGUCCAUGGUGGUCAGCGUGGCGUUCCUCUACAACUUUUGGGUCAUCAUCUACCGCUUCUCCUUCUGCGAGAUCAGCGCGUCCAGCAUAUUCGUCUGGUUCGCGCUCGACUACCUCGCCGACUUCCUGUACGUGCUGGACAUACUCUUCCACUUCCGAACGGGCUUCCUCGAAGAAGGGGUUUUACAGACCGACUCGGAGAAGCUUCGCGCGCACUACAUGAACUCAACCAUGUUCUACAUCGACGCGCUUUGCCUACUGCCGCUCGACUUCUUGUAUCUCUCCAUCGGCUUCAACUCGAUCCUGCGCUGCUUCCGCCUCGUGAAGAUCUACCGGUUCUGGGCCUUCCUGGACCGCACCGAGCGGCACACGAACUACCCGAACGUGUUCCGCGCCGUGAACCUGACGCACUACGUGCUGGUGAUUUUCCACUGGAACGCCUGCCUGUCGCACAUCAUCUCGACGACAGACGGCUUCGGCUCUGCCGGCUGGUUCCGUAGCAGCUCGUGCGAAGCGAGCGACGUGCUGUGCGAGUACCUGCACGCCUUCUACUGGAGUACGCUGGCGCUGACCACCAUCGGCGACCUGCCACGGCCGCGCACCAAGGGAGAGUACCUGUUCCUCGUCGUGCAGAUUGUGCUCGGUUUGUUUCUCUUCGCGGCCGUCUUGGGCCACGUGGCCAAUAUUGUGACCAACGUCAGCGCGGCCCGGAAAGAGUUCCAAGCCAAGUUGGACGCGGUGAAGACGUACAUGCGCAUGCGUCACGUGCCGGAACACCUACAGAACAAGGUGAUCCGGUGGUUCGACUACCUCUGGCUGACGCAGAAGUGCUCGGACGAGGAGCGCUCGGUGGGCUGCCUUCCCGACAAGCUCAAGGCUGAGAUCGCCAUCCACGUUCACUUAGACACGCUCAAGCGUGUCGAGAUCUUCCAGAACACCGAGGCAGGCUUCCUCUGCGAGCUGGUGCUCCGACUGAGACCCGUCCUCUUCAGCCCUGGCGACUACAUCUGCAGGAAAGGUGAAGUGGGCAAGGAGAUGUACAUCGUGAACCGCGGCCGGCUCCAAGUGGUCACGGACAACGGCAAGACGGUGCUGGCGACGCUGCGCGCGGGCUCUUACUUCGGCGAGAUCUCCAUCCUCAACAUGGGAACGGCCGGCAACCGCCGCACGGCUUCGGUGCGCUCCGUCGGCUACUCGGACCUCUUCUGCCUCUACAAGCAGGACAUGUGGGACGUGCUCAAGGACUACCCCGCCGCCCGAGUGCGUCUAGAAGCGAUCGCCGUCAAGCGGCUGGAGAAGUACAAGCGAGAGCCGAUGCGAAAAAUGUCCCUGGGCCGGAGCCGGAGCACCCCGGGUCUGGUCGAGUCUCGAGGCAAGCUGCCCUUGGAAGAGGUGACACCGGGCGCCCCCUCCAAGGAGGCCUCCUCCUCAGUCGCCGCCCUCCUCCAGCCUUCCUCGGCCCCGCAGGCGGCCGAAAGCCCCCUCAGCAGCAGCCGCUCAAACGGCGCCGGUGCCGUACCCUAUGACCAACACCAUCCCCCCAAGCAUCAUCAGCAGCACCCGCCUCCGCCGCCGUCCGCCGCAUCCUCGGCCGAGCCGAGGCGGCUGGCCUCCACGACGGUGACGACCACACCGGCGUCGCCGUACCGCCAGCCGCUGCCGCCGCCAUCUCCAGGCGUAGGCCUCACGGCGGCCGACCUGUCCAGCAAUGCGAGCCCGGCCGGCACUUCACCCGCGUCCACGGCGCAGCUGAUGGUGCCAAGCCCACUGCUGUGCGGCGGCGUGAUGGGCAGUGGCGGCGGCAUGAGCCCCCUUUCUGUCCGGGACGCGUCCCAAGAGGCCCUGCUUGCCGAGAUCAAGAGACUGCGUGAGCGGCUGGUCACUCUCGAGGCUGAGAACGCUACCAUGAGCGUCAAGCUGAGCCAGCAGCAGUGGGAGGUCGAAAGCCGGCUCGCCGAGAUCGAGCUGCAGAUAUGCGGCGCCGCGAGCCCCGAGAGCAGUGGAUGCUCCUCCGACGAGCAGGAGCGAAACCGCGAGUCCAUCAUCUGACAUCGCCCGCUGCUCGUCUCCCUUUGCUUAUUCGGGGACCGCUGGCUCCUUGGCGGGUUCCGGUUCUUUGCUGCUGCGGCCACGAAGCACGCCGCCCCUUGGACGUCGACGUGGGGGACUCUUUGGCAGCGGCAGGUGCCGUACGCCUGGACGUUGUGCACCUACUUCAUACCGGUGGUUGGUGCACGCUCAUACACAAAAGCUGUGCAGCAGUGUGAAAGAGACUGCGUCCCUUCUUAGCACAAAUAAAAGCCCGCCAUCUCCAGUCGACACCAGCCAGUCUCGCCGAAGGUGUAAAUAAAGUUUUGCCGCUCCCAGCGAAGUCACUACACGCCUGCAUGCGACCGCCCGGCGAGGUUACAUCCCUCCGGAAAGCAUGGUGCGCGUGAACGCAAGACUACGAGGACACAAAUACGUGCGCACAUGCGUUCGGAGCAGUGGAAAUAAGUGACUGUGGAAAGAGCACGGACUUACGCUCUGACACACACACACACACACACAAAAAGAAAGGCACUAUCGUGUUUCUUCUUUCUUUACUGACAUUUUUCGUUUUCCUUUGUUUCUUUGGUCAAAUGAAUACGAGGAACGUUAGGUUCUGUGCCACUUUCUCCUUGUACUUUUAUUUGUUGACGCUGUUUUUUUAUCUCGAUCUAAGGCGCACUAGCACUAUCGACCAAUGGAAGACUGCGACAGCAAACUCAACCUACCAAGAGCAUCUUUGAUAUGCUUUGUGCUCCUCUGAAAGUGCGUGUGUUGUUGUGUGUUUGAAGCACAUGCCAACUGGGAUGUCGAAUUACUUCUCUAUAACUUUCCUCCCAUUUGCUAUUUCUUUUUAGUCCGCACGACGAGAAUUUGUGCGGUUGAGUGCUGCUAAACAGUAAUAAUGACAACGGUGUGUACCCUCACUCAUUCUCGCGCACGCCUGUGGCGUGAUGUCGAUAAUUAUGAGAAUUGUUUAAAAUUUUGGUGGAGCAUGUUGUAUAGGCUUGCACAAAGAAAAUGAAUGUGAUCGUGUUGGCAGAAAAAAAGUAGUCUAGUCUUAGUUAAGUAUCUCUUCUGUGAUUGUUGUUGCCAAAAACGUACAACAGUGAACAUAGGUAUUGUUCUAAUGAAGGCUUAAGACACUGGUUGUGACAAUGUCACUCGCUACUGUGAGGAUACACAAAAAAAAAAACAUGUCAUAAGUGUCGCUCACAAGCCGAAGACAGAGUUGCCUAUAGUGUGUAAGCAAAACUUAAUGAAUUUGAACCUUUGAUCUCUACAGGUGAUGAGAUGCUGUAUAGGAGCUUAAGAAAUUACUUUCGAGCUUUGAAAAAAUUGCGGGAUUAGGUCUCGGUAGAAUCAUAAACCAGUAGUUUAUCCUUUAACGUAAGCCUUAGGCGAGAUUUUGAUGACACAGGGUUCUUAGGUCUUAGCAGCGUCUGGUAUGAUAGGCUCAGGAAGGUUGCUGUAAUUUGCUCUUAAAUGCGCUCUCCGAACACGGCAAGAUGUUCCUUCGGAGCUGAGGAGCAGGAACCAAUGAAUUUUUGUGUAUAGGUUUUAUAGAUUUACUCAAAUCACACAAGAGGAAUGGCAUCGCGUCACUGCAAAGCAAAAGAAACAUACGCGCACUAAAGUCCCUGCAGUUAUUUUACGAAUUAGUUCCGCUUAUUCUGGCAGUUAAACAAUGAACGCAAUGUAGACGUAUUCAAUGACAUGGGAAGAAUGGCAGACACCACGUAGCUCAAAAGAAAAUGUCGAUAUUUUCUGUUAUUCGCGCAUGGAUUGGGUUUGUCACUGUCAAAUACAAGAAGCUAUUCGUCGAAACAAAAAGCGAAAAAAAAAACAGGAAUCAAGAGCAAUGUACACAGGAAAUUUGUUCCGCAGUCGCGAACCAAGUACAAAUGUGAGCAAAAUACAUAAUUUAUCACUGGUAUUUCCCACGCGAGCGCGGAAGAUAAAAAUGCUCUGACCUGACUUCCGAAUUGCACGAACUUAUAAAAUGUCAUUUAACCACUUGAACAACCUAGUAUUAGGGUACAGUAAACAGGUGUAAUGUUCGUUCUGUGCGUUGUCGUUCAGGGGCCAGUAGCGCGAGGAAUCGACCUCAGCUGAAGGAAAGAGAGAAGGGAGCCGCAUAUAUUUCUCGGUGCGUUAUCUUUGUACGAAGUUAAAGAAAAAAACAGUUAUGUAUCCAGACGAGCGCCUACACUUUUUAAUAGAUCAUGGUUUGAAAGCACACAUUGACAUGCCGCGGACGCGCCAUCAGCGUAUCCUCGGCGCUCAGUCAAGACGGGACUCCUUCAGCUCGUCACGUGUCAAACUUAGCCCUUCGGGUGGCGUAACACAGUCGUCAGUAACAUUAUCUUGACAGCCUUCUUAUAUUGUCUCUCUCUCUCUCUCAGGCACAAAUGUUUGCUUGGAUCAUCCUCAAUACUGUCAUGGACCAAUCAUCAUCCCGGGUUCCUUGUUUUAUGAGCUCAUGUGAAACACUGCACCUGUGGGACCCGGUUGCAUGCAACUGAGAGGACGCUGGAUGUAUAUUACACUUCAUGGUGGGCAUCAAGGAAGCAAGCUUUAUCCCCUGUUCACACAUACACACACACAAAACUAAACGUUUGUGCGUGUUCGAAAAAAGCGUGUCUUGUAGCCAGAAACUUUGCUUGUGCGCAUCACAGCGUUCGAAGUUUGCAAUUAAUUCUUUCGUCCUUACCUCAUGCCCCGCCCUUCGCACAUAUUGCUCGUCCACGAAAUUUCGUUAGCUAUGGUGACUGGAAUAUAAAUGGCGUGGUUCAAAACAAUUACGCAUUCUUUUUAGGCUGUAAUGAUAUCUGCAGUCAAGGCGUGAGUAAUAACUGGCGACUGACAACAAGGACCAGAGAUUAAAUUUCAUCGACAGCAAACAUGGAGUUGUUAUCAUUCGACAACUUUUUGACUCCUUCCUGCUAAUGGCAAAUGUUCUGAAAAUUUUCUCUUUCCGAAACCUAGUUGCAGAAUGAUUCAGCAACUGUAAAAUAAAGAUUUUUCAGUUACGAGUUUCUCUUCACGAGUCGCUCGAAAGGUAUUCUUUACUUCUCAUAAUACCGCUGGCUAGGGGUAAGCAUGCAGGAGACGCUUCAGUUAUAUAACGUCCUCUCAUGGGACAAAAAUACAUGUAUUAUACAGCCCUAAACUCUAGGCGCGAAUUACUUCUUAUGCAUCGCAGUAACCGUUGAUAAUAAACAGUGAACAAAUGCUCAUGAACUUGUUGAAGACUUCGUAUGAUAGCUCAAGCAGAAAACAGUUUAGUAAUCAUGAGCAAAACGUGUUUUCGAUUUCCAGAUAUAAAAAUUAAGUUAUCAAACGAAAUCCCGAUGUUAGAAAGAAAAACGCGCAUAAUAAAUAACUGAAGCUGCUGAAAUUUCCAACCUUCUGUCACCUUUUCUCUUGGCUGAAGUGUACUGACAAGGAAUUAAGAGCUGCAACAGCAGGUGGAAUGUUAUCCCAUAAAAUUUGCUGCGACUGUCAUUGCCCCAAGCACUUGUUCAGAGAACAUUUAGAAAUGAUUACAAUAAAUAGGCAAUAUCUGGCUGCGAUAAUCAAAGGAUGGAGAUGCUGCUAUUUUUUCAUGCGGGUAAAGUGUUAUCUUGGCACGAAUAAAUGUUCAAUGCUCAAAAAUACAAAUGAAAAGGCAGAAUUUCGCUUACGAAAUGGGUGUGCAAGAAAGUACAGAAAGUCAUUUCGAGCAGCUAAAGGAGGCAGCGAAGAACUGUUACUAUCUUGAUGAGAGAAAAGCAGCUUGUAAGGAAGUUAGUCCUUACCUACAUAUUCUUCCAGCCUUUCUUUUCGAACACGCACCCAUUCACUGGAAUCCGCCAGAAUACUUCACCCUUCUUGCCUUACGCGUACGUUUUUUGCACAUGCCAGGCAGACAAGGGCGGAACGCUCAGACUCUUACCACAUCCCAUUGUUCACGUCUAAUCCCAGGACAAAGCAAGAAAAUUCGACUGCCCUUUCUCUCUCUGUGUGUGCUUUCUCUCAGCUCUUUCUCUCUCACUCUCCGCCCCUCUUUCUGAGUGUGCAGUUUGCGACAAAGCCAAAGCAACGGUCAACACGGAACGAAGCGCGCUUUUCACGGUUCACGUCGUGCAAUCUGCGCAGCGCAAAGCCGGAGCGCGAGUUACUAGGCGGGCGAAAGUCCGAUGCAUUUCCAAUUGAAUCAAACCCGCCCGGCUUCAGGGAGAGGCAAGGCUCCUCGCUGCCGAACAGCUGCCUUCGUUGUCACCGAAAUUGGCGAGGCAAGAGGGGCACCGUAAUGACGACGUUGGCCCGCAGCUCGUUUCCACGAGUCUCCGCGCUGCUUUGGCUACGUCGUGUAGGAGAGGGCGCUUUCGAAGCGUGAGAACAUUUGCAAUUCAUUGCAUUCCUCUUGCGCUGCAAUACUCGCGUUAAGUGGUGGCUCCCAGUCCCGACGAAUGUUGGCACUGGCCCGUCUGACACCCUCACCCGCCCCCUCGCCCUUCACCCUGCCCUCCCCGCUCUCACCUUCCCUCUCGUAUGCGCGUUCAUCGUUCUUUUUUCCCUUUUUGCUUAUUCUCUCUAUGCCGAUGUACCUCUUUCUUUUCCUUUCAUCUCGCUCUCUCUAUUCUGUCGGCCGCACACUGGCAAAGACACUGUCUUGGAGAAGUUCAGAUUUCGUCACUGUUAGCCCACCAGCAAGACCGAAGUUUCGUGUUGAG